AUGAAUGGCGGACUCGAGUCGCGUGAUAGGGGAACUCGCGCCGCAGGCCUUGCCGCAGCACCAACGCCGCCAGUGCUUCGGGAGGCAUCAGAAAUUGCCGUAGCGGCAAUCGCGGCGGCGAAGGCGGUGCAGAGACGAACGCUGGAGUGCGCGAUCGACGCCGUUGAUGCGCUCACCGCCUGGUGCGGCGGAGCGAGCGGCGGGGGAAUUAGCGGAGGCGGAGCGGCUGGGGGAAGCGGGGCAGGGACAAUGGGCGGGGCGCUGAUGCGGCGCGGAAGGGGGGCCGGGGGCGGAGGCGCAAGCGGGUUGUGGGGAGGCGGAGACCCGCUAAAGGGGAGUCGGAAGAUUCUCCGCAGUCUCGCCUUUUCUUCCCCCUCGCUUUCCCCCGAUCCCCCCAUUUCCCCCUCCUUCCCCUUCCCGCCAUCCCCCUCGUCCCCUCGCCUCUCGCUCGUACUCGUCCCUCUGCCUGUACCGCAUUUCACCUGCCUCUACCGCAUUCCACCUGUCCCCCCCCCCCCCCCUUGGCGCCACCAGAACACGUCACACAUGAGGGACUUUAAGAAGGAUGACGUGGCGCCUUUUGUUACAAGAAUUCUAAAAAACCAGCUACAAUCAACCUCAAUAUCACACCUGCUAUCCGCCUGCCCGCCUAACGCCCUCCUCUCUUCCCCUCCCCUCUCUCCCUCCACUCCCCCCCUUCGCUUUCGCCCUCCCCUCUCCCCCUUCCCUCUCUCCCCAUUUUCCCCUCUUCCCCUCUUGUCUUCCCCACAUCCCCCACCCCGCGUCCCCGCUUCCGCCAGCCUGGCGAGCAGCGAGGCGCAGCUGGCGCAGCAGGUGCGCGCGCAGGCGGGCGCGGUGUCGGAGCUGGCGGAGCGCGCGCAGCAGCAGGUGCAGCUGCUCGGCGCGCUGCUGAAGCGCACGGAGGCGCUCGAGGGCGCGCUGGGGCGCCUGGCGGACGGGCGCGAGCGGGAGGUGGUGGCGCGGGAGAUUGGCGCGCUGGGGGGCGGGGGAGGGGGCGGGGGAGGGGGAGCGGGAGGGGGAGGGGGAGGCGGAGGCGGAGGGGGAGUGGGAGAGGGAGGGGGUGGGGGAGGGGGAGCAGGGGAAGGUGAGAGAAGGCAAUUGGUGGUGGAGGCCGGGGAGAUAGCGGCGCAAGCAGGGAAGAUGGGGCGGCAGGCAGGCCGACAGGCGUGCAGAGCAUGGGGUGCAAGCAUGACUCCUCCCUACUGCUCCGUUAUAAGCUUGCUGCACAAUCGUCCCCCCCUCCGCACCCACCUCCCCCCUCUCUCUGUCCUCCUUUUCACUCAUCUCUACCAUUUCCACCCACUCCCCCCCCUCCCUCUCCCCCUUUCCAUCCAUCUAACCCCAUUUCCCCCCAAUUUCCCCUACCUCCUCCCAUCUCCCCCUGUGGGACCCCCUCGCACCCCGCAGUUACGGCUGCAGCGGGCGAUCAUAGAUGGGCUUAAGGCGCGCGUGCAGCAGCUGCAACAGGACGUUGCUGCUGCCCGUGCUGCCCCCGUCACCACUGCUGCCACCGCCCAACUUCCCCUUAUCUCCCCUCUCUCUCCUUUCCCUUUCGCCCAUCUCUUGCAGGAGGAGGUUGCUUCUGCCCGUGCCACCGGCACCACCACUGCCAUGCACAACCCCCUUUUUCCCCCUAUCCCCCCUCUCUCUCCCCCUCUCUUUUGCUCCCCGCAGUUACGGCUGCAGCGGGCGAUCAUAGAUGGGCUCAAGGCGCGCGUGCAGCAGCUGCAACAGGAGGUUGCUGCUGCCCACGCUUCCCAUGCCAGCACCGCCUCUACUGCCACUGUUUCCACUGCUUCCCGCACCACUAGUGCUGCUACUGAGGGUAGAGCAGCGGGGACAAGGGGGGAGCAGCAGCAGCAGCAGCAGCAGAAGCAGCAGGAAGGGGAGGAGCAUGGGAAGGGGGAAGCGGAGGGGCAGGGGGAGGGGGAAGGGAAGGAGCAGGAGCAGGAGGGUCGUGGGGAGGAGGAGUCACAGCGGCAGCAGCAGGAGGAAGGGGGGCAGGGACACCAGGAGGGGGGACAAGGGCAGCAGGAGCAGGAUGGAGGUGCGGGAGGGGAGGAGCAGAGAGGGGUAAAGGAGGAGGGAGGCAUGGUUAGAGAGGCCCGGGGUGAAGACUUGGAGCUGAUUGGACGAGACGAAGAAUACACACCAUUCCGAGAGUACUCUACACCAUCAGGCUACAAGUUUGUUCGCUUCAGUGCACAUCGCAUCUCCCCAACAGCCUUUGCAGCAGUGGGCGUGGCCCCUCUGUCUGCACGCCACCUCUCCCAGCCCCUCUCCCACUGCGUCUGGCUGCCCCCAGAUGGUUCCCCCCUCGCCCCAGUGAGGGGAGCCGUCUCAACGGUAUUCCCCUCACACCCCCCGGAGGCCCCCAUGGAAACAGUGGUGCUGCGCUGCUCCUUUGCCCCACCUGCUGCGCCUGGGGAGGGGGAGAAGCAACGGGGGGAGGGGGAGGGGGCGCUGCCGUUGGGGGGCAGGGUGGCAGCGGUUAUGGCGGGAGGCAUGACUGUUCCCCUCAUCAGGGAGCAACACCUCUUCGACAAAUCACCACCCACCACCACCACCACCUUUCCGCCGCCCUUCCCAUCCCACCUCACCCUCUGUCUCCCCCCGCUCCACGGCCCGUCCAUCUCCCCGCGCGCCCUCCUCGAGUUCCUCUCAUACCACCGCCUCAUCGGCAUCACCUCCUUCCUGCUCUACAACGCGGGGGGCGCCACCGACCCCGUGCGGGCCGUGAUCCACGCCCAGGCAGAGCAAGGCAGGGUGGAGACAGGCCAAGGCACGGCCCAGGCAGGGCAAGGCAGGGCGGAGCUGGUGGAGAUGGCAGGGCUGUUGGAGCGGGAGCAGCUGUGGAACCACGGGCAGGUGCCGGCGCUGCACGACUGCUUGUAUCGGUCCCGCAUGGCGGCGCGCUGGGUGCUCUAUCUUGACUUGGAUGACUACCUCUGGCUGCCGCCUGUUACUGAGCCCCGGCCGCUCCCGCCCUUGCACAUACUGUUAGAGACCUAUGAUGCUGGUAACUCGAUCGAAGUGCUUGGCUUGCCCGACCCCAGCGCACCCGGCAUGGCAGCAGGGGGAGACACGGCGACAGCAGGAGGGGUGGACGCAGGGGGGGGGCGGUUGUGGAGAGGCGGGGUGGUGCGGGAUAAGAAGGUACCCAAGGAGUCGCAGUGGGGGGGGGAGAGGGAGGGCGAGAUGCAGGUGGAGCGGUUUGUGUUCCACUGGCCGGAGCCGGCAUGCCAUGACAAUGAGAAGGACGGCGAGAGGAUUUUCGACCCGUCUCUGUGCCCGGGGGAGCAGGGCCACCGGAAAUUUAUUGUUGACCCGCGAAGAGUGGACAGCAUGGGAGUGUUUGGCCCGAUCCCCUCCCACCCCACCUACCCACGCAUGGCACACCUCAGCACGAGUGACCUGCAGCUGCUGCACUACAGGGAGCUGGGUUCGGGCACACAGCAGGGCGUGGACAGCAUGGGAGUGUUUGGCCCGAUCCCCUCCCACCCCACGUAUUCACGCAUGGCACACGUCAGCACGAGCGACCUGCAGCUGCUGCACUACAGGGAGCUGGGGUCGGGCACGGCGCAGGGCGUGUGUGACGAGCCCACUCCCCGCUGGCGCACCGUGGGGUGGUGGCACACCGAUGCUUCCUAUGCGCGCUCCAUUGCUGCCUUGAGACAACGAGCGCAAUGCAACUUCACCAGUGGAGGGGUGAGUUGGGCUUGA
Molecule: messenger RNA, 3744 nt
Organism: Closterium sp. NIES-65
Lineage: Eukaryota; Viridiplantae; Streptophyta; Zygnematophyceae; Desmidiales; Closteriaceae
Source: the annotation of a GenBank genome assembly